ACAGCCCCGGGGACAGAGAGCGCGGGCCAGAGCAGGGAAAGUCUGAGUCACAGCUCCAGCUCCUGGGGACUGCACGGUUGGCCGGUGGCUCGCGGCUUGGCCCUGUGCAGGGAGAGACGCGGAGACACAGCAGCACAGAGUCCCUGCAUACGGAGCUCACCGACAUGGUCCCUGGGUGCAUGCCAGCAACAGGAUCCCAGCACGGCACCUCCUGAGAGACACCAGCCAGGCCCAGUGUGGACACUAGGGCACGGGCAGCGCGUGGCAUGGAGCUGCCUGAGGUGGAGGACAACGCGGAGUUCCUGGAGCGGCUGAUGGAGGUGACCUCGCGCAGCCUGCCCCAGCUGGAGCUGCAGGAGCAAUACACCAUCAUCAAGGAGCUGGGCAGCGGCACCUACGGCAACGUGCUGCUGGCAGAGCACCGGGAGCGAGGCACGGCCCUGGCGUUGAAGCUGAUGCCGAAGGAGAGGACGGAGCGGCGAGCAUUCCUGCGGGAGUACUGCAUUGCGCUCUGCCUGUCUGCCCAUGCCGGUUUCCUGCGCACUCUGCCCAUAGUCUUUGAGAGCCCCACCCACUUUGCCUUUGCCCAGGAACUAGCGCCCGCUGGGGACCUGUGUGCCAUCGUGCAUGACGGGGAGGGUCUCCCAGAGGCCCAGGUGAAGCGCUGCGCGGCCCAGCUGGCUGAGGCCCUGGACUUCAUGCACGGCAAAGCCCUGGUGCACCGGGACAUCAAGCUGGACAACGUGCUGCUCUUCGACUGCGAGUGCCGGCGGGUGAAGCUGGGCGACUUCGGGCUGACGCGGCUGGAGGGCACGCCCGUCUGCGCCAUGUCGGGCACUCUGCCCUACGCGCCGCCCGAGCUCUGCCUGCUCGAGGCCUCGGAGACGCUGGAGCUGGACGCCAGCCUGGACGUGUGGGCCUUCGGGGUGCUGCUCUUCUGCCUCGGCACCGGCUGCUUCCCCUGGGACGUGGCUGUCAGCCCCGACCCCCAGUUUGAGGCGUUCGGCGCCUGGCAGAACAGCACGGUGCCAGGGGAGGCGCCGGCGCCCUGGAGGGCUUUUGGCCCCGCCGCCCAGGAGAUGUUCCGGCGGCUGCUGACCCUCGACCCCAACCGCCGCAGCCCAGCCAUCGAGGUGCACAAGUACCUGCCCCUGGUCUGGCUGGCGAGCAGCCUCCGGGAGCUGGACGGUGCCGGGGGACUGGGGGGCCAGGGGCACAGCCAGAGCCUGGCCGGAGAGCAGCACGGUCAGGAACAGCCCCGACGCAGCCCAGUCACUGCCUGCGGCACAGGCCCCCCCACCGAGAGCUCUGCCCAGCCUGGGGGGGGCAGACCCCAGUCCGAAUUGGGGAAAGAGGUGGGGGGAGGGGAGGAAGGAGCAGAGGGAAAGGGAGGAGGCACUGGCAGGAGCGGAGGGGGAGGGGAGCCAGCACCCCCUGCUAUAGCUUCCAUCCCCUGCCACCCCUCUGUCUCCUUGGCCCCCAUCCCGAUCAGUUCCUGCUGAGGAGCCCGAGAUGAAGGGGCAGCCCGGGGCUCCCUGCCGGGGCUGCGCUUGCCACAGCCAGAUAGGCCCAAGGGCUGGGCUCAAGGAGCCUGUUCCCCUCCGACAGCGCCAGCCCCUGCUGGGUGGGCAAAGGAGUCACGGCCUGCAUCUACAGCAAGUCAUGGGCGAUGAGCCGGCCAUGGGGGGCAUUCUGAGGUCAAGGUGACCCAUUGGCCAGGGGCUCCCAGUGCCGGGCUGUGGCUAAGGGGGCGAGCACACGGCUGGGCUGGAUCAGCAAGGGGUACCCCGCAUGGUCGGGGAGGGUAAGUGGGACCGUUCCUCGGCCCUGGGCCCAGCUCGGGUGUCCUCACUGGGACAAGCGGGGAGGGGUUGGAGAAGAGCUACAAGAAGGAUUUGGGGGGUGGGAACCUGCCGAGCUCAGUGGAUUCAGUGUCUCCGCCCAGAGGAGGGUCCGAGGAGCUGCAAUCCCGGCCUCUGGAUACCUGCCCAGGAAGGAGAUUUCAGAGAGCAGGGGGCUCUGUGCUCCCCCGGGGGCAAAGGCAGAGCCAGACCCACUGCUGAAGCCAGACUGAUGCAGGCUGGGAAUAAGGUGCAGAUUUUGGAAUGAGGAGAACUAAUGCCUGGAGCAUGGGGGAUUCUCCUGACUGCAGGGUUGGGGGAUUCUCCUGACUGCUUUCUAAACCUUUGUCACAGAUCCACAGGAUCGGGGCUAUGGCCCCAGCUUUGUAACAGUCCCAUCAGUGUGCCAGACCCCCUAGGGCUCUCACUCGUUCUCCAGAGUGAGCCACAUGGCCUCACUGCCUCCUUAGGCCGGACCUCUGGUCCGCCAGCCCCCCUGCACCACCCCGUGAGCUCCGUUCAGGGAGUCCCACUGAGACAGACCCCUGUGGGAGACUUGUACAAUCGUAGGGAGCAACGCACCCGUCCACCAGCGUGUGCAGGGACACACAGCCAGCGCUGUCCCACGGGCGGGUUUAUUAGUCAACUGACCCCCAGUGCAGGAAGCCCUUGGUGAGCCCAGAGAAAUGAUGGUUACAGCAGAGCCCAUUCUAGGUAGCCAGAGCUCAAAGCUCUGUCCCUGUGUCGCUCAGCCUGACCUCCUCCCUCAGUAGAGCCCUGCACGGAUACAAAUUUCUACCUGUGGAUGCGGAUAUCCACAGAUAGAGAUCGGUAUCCACGGAACCACAGGGCUCCCCUGGGAACAAGCAAGAGGCCCCCAGUGCUUGGCCUGGGUUAGCCCUGAAGACACGUAGACCUUGCUUGUCAUGGAAGCUUCUUUUGCUUUUGGAAAUUUAAGAGUGGAACUCGUUUGUGUGUGAGGGGGGUGUUUACCUGCUUUAACCUUGUAAAUCAUCUGCUUGAUUCCUUUUCCUAGGAAUCAAUCUUUACCUAGUUUAUUACAGGAUUGGCUACAAGUGUUGUCUUUGGUGUGAGAUCUAAGGUGCAAUUGACCUAUGGCGAGUGACUGGUCCUUUGGGAGUGGGAGUCACCUGAAUAUGGCUCACCCACAUGGCCACAGGGAUCCAAGUGGUGGAGGCAACCACCAGAUGACUCCUACCCUCCCUGACAUACUCAGGGAUCCCAUCAUGAUGACCCCCCCAGCUGCCCCCGCCCCUGCCAGCCUCAGGGAUCUAAUGGGAGCAGAAUCUGAGCACCCUUCAUCCAGGGAUUCACACACGCAUGUAGUGGCAGCAACACCCAGCCACAACCCACCUCUGCCCCCUCUGAACAAAUUCAGAAAUCCUGUGGGGGCAGUACCCAGCUCUCCUCUGCCCCCUCGCUGGCCUCAGGGAUCCACUGUAGGCAGCGUCAGCACCUGGCCAUCCACCAGCCAGCACCAUGGAUCCGUUGGUGGCUUCAUCUGGCUGCCCCCCCACCCCCGCGCUGGCCUGAGUGAUCCGGUGUUAGUGACACCAGGCCUGCCCCUCCGUCAGGGAUCAAGUGGCAGCCGCAACGGGCUGACUCCACCCACCACCACCCUCGCCAGCCUCAGGUUUGCCAAGGUGGUGGUGGUACCCAGAUAUCCCCACUCCCUCAGCUAGCCUCAGGGAUCCAGUGUCCAUGGUAUCCAAUGUAGUAAGAUGAGGCCCUGAAACAUAAACCCUUAUAUCAGAGGUCCGGUAUGAGGCCUAAGGCCUGAACUAAAGUAAUGGUCAAGACUUUGCUAACAUAAAGCAGAGUUAAGCUGUGAGCCAGAGGCGGGCCCUGCUCACAAAAGUUGGCAAGAAGAAGGCUGCUAAUUGGCCACAUACACAUAUCUAAAGGGUAUCAAGCACUAAUAGGCUAACCGUGGGCCAGGAUGGCACCAGAACAGUCCGGUACGAACACAUUCCACAGAGAUAAUGAGGAACAGGCUGACCCAUCCUAAAAGACAGGGUCAAAAGGAUAAUAUGAUGGAUCAGGGGUUGGCAACCUUUCAGAAUGUGAUAUAUGCCAUCAUGUGCCAGCAAUGCCCUUCUGCCACGUACAUUGGCCAAACCGGACAGUCUCUACGCAAAAGAAUUAAUGGACACAAAUCUGACAUCAGGAAUCAUAAUACUCAAAAACCAGUGGGAAAACACUUUAACCUGUCUGGCCAUUCAAUGACAGACCUGCGGGUGGCUAUCUUACAACAGAAAAACUUCAAAAACAGACUCCAACAAGAGACUGCUGAGACUGGAAUUGAUAUGCAAACUAGAUACAAUCAAUUUAGGAUUGAAUAAGGACUGGGAAUGGCUGAGCCAUUACAAACAUUGAAUCUAUCUCCCCUUGUAAGUAUUCUCACACUUCUUAUCAACCUGUCUGUACUGGGCUAGCUUGAUUAUCACUUCAAACGUUUUUUUCUCUUACUUAAUUGGCCUCUCAGAGUUGGUAGGACAACUCCCACCUGUUUAUGCUCUCUGUAUGUGUGUAUAUAUAUCUCCUCAAUAUAUGUUCCAUUCUAUGCAGCCGAAGAAAUGGGCUGUAGCCCACAAAAGCUUAUGCUCUAAUAAAUUUGUUAGUCUCUAAGGUGCCACAAGUACUCCUGUUCUUUUUGCGGAUACAGACUAACACGGCUGCUACUCUGAAACCUUUCAAAAGUGGUGUGCCGAGUCUUCAUUUAAUCACUCUAAUUUAAGGUUUUGCAUGCCAGUAAUACAUUUUUUUAGAAGUUCUCUUUCUAUAAGUCUAUAAUAUAUAACUCAACUAUUGUUGUAUGUAAAGUAAAUAAGGUUUUUAAAAUGUUUAAGAAGCUUCAUUUAAAAUUAAAUUAAAAUACAGAGCCCCCCAGACCAUGGCCAGGACCCGAGCAGUGUGAAUGCCACUGAAAAUCAGCUCACGUGCCACCUUUGGCACACGUGCCAUAGGUUGCCUACCCCUGUGAUGGAUAGACUUGUUUGUUCGAACCAACAUGUACCGGCAGAGAGGCAGCACCCCAACACGCAGAGGGGUUGUACCUCAAUAUGUCAGGAGUGAUGUGUAAUUUGUUUGUACCUGUGUAUAAGAAUGCACACCUGAGGAGGUUUCUUUGUCCAGCCUAGGGGGCAGUGGAGAGUCCCACCACUGACUGAGCUGCGUCCAUUGUCAGGGAGCACAUAUGUACUAGCAGAACCAUAGACAUCUGAUCUGGGGAGCUAGAGACUGUGUUUUGUUUGGCAAUAAACCUGGCCGGGUGCCUUCAUACCUUA
This is a messenger RNA of Malaclemys terrapin pileata, 5149 nucleotides long. It is a transcript of the gene SBK3, whose product is annotated as SH3 domain binding kinase family member 3. The transcript is spliced from 4 exons. Gene Ontology annotation, biological process: peptidyl-threonine phosphorylation; peptidyl-serine phosphorylation. NCBI's taxonomy places the organism in Eukaryota, Metazoa, Chordata, Testudines, Emydidae. Gene Ontology annotation, molecular function: protein serine/threonine kinase activity; ATP binding. The coding region runs from base 267 to 1502 and encodes 411 amino acids. The record is from RefSeq and is a predicted model, not a curated record.